GGUCGAGAUGCGUCUCCUCCUAGCUCUAGCAAGUUUGGUCGCCGUGGCCUCGUGCUUCGAAAUUCGAAAUCCGGAAACCAAAGAAUGGUAUCAACACGCUACGUUCUACCAAAUCUACCCUCGGUCGUUCAAGGACAGCAACGGCGAUGGAAUUGGAGAUCUCCCGGGCAUAACCUCAAAAAUGAAAUACCUGGCUGAUAUUGGAAUCGAUGCUGCCUGGCUGAGUCCACCGUUUAAAUCGCCUCUGUGAGAUUUUGGCUACGAUGUAUCUGAUUUCUAUAACAUUCAUCCUGACUACGGAACUUUGGCUAAUUUUGACGAACUGGUUCAAGAGUCCCACAAAAAUGGAAUCAAAAUGAUGCUCGAUUUUAUUCCGAAUCAUUCGAGUGAUGAACAUGAUUGGUUUAUUCAGUCUGCCGCGCGAAAUGCAACUUACCUCAAUUUCUACACCUGGCACCCAGGGAAAAUAAAUCCAACUACAGGAAACUUGGAACCUCCAAACAAUUGGGUCUCAGUUUUCGGAGGCCCUGCUUGGACUUAUCAUUCGGGCCGUGGAGAAUAUUAUCUGCAUCAGUUCACCUCCAAGCAGCCAGAUUUGAAUUACCGCAAUCCAGCAGUCCUUGCGGAAAUGACCAAGAUGUUGUUCUUCUGGCUUGAUCGUGGAGUCGACGGAUUCCGUUUGGACGCCAUCAAUCAUCUGUUCGAAGAUGCUGACCUCCGAGAUGAACCACCAGCAAAUGGAGCCCCCGGAACCUACGAUUCGCUUAACCAUAUCUACACCAAAGAUCUUCGGGAGGUUUACACCGUAGUGUAUAACUGGCGAGAUCAGUUGGAUCAGUAUUCGCGGGAAAACAACAGAACCUGUAUUCUGAUGACCGAAGCAUACGCCUCGAUUGAGGAUACGAUGCUGUACUAUGAGAGUGCCGAUAGGACCCGACAUGGUGCUCACAUGCCGUUCAACUUCAUGCUGAUCUACGACUUCCAGGCCAAUCAGAAUGCAGUUGGAUUGAAGCAUGCAAUCGAUUGGUGGAUGAAUAAUAUGCCGGCACGACAUACACCGAGUUGGGUUACCGGAUCUCACGAUCAUUCGCGGCUUGGAUCACGAGUGGCCGAGAAUAGAAUUGAUCAAGCGAUGACGCUGUUGCAUACGCUUCCGGGAACGAGUAUCUCCUAUUAUGGAGAAGAAAUCGGCAUGCUAGACUACAAGGAAGCGCAGACCUUCGACGGUCGGGAUCCAAACCGAACUCCGAUGCAGUGGGACAACACGACCAGUGCCGGUUUCAGCACCAACGCUAAUACCUGGCUUCGGGUUCAUCCCGAUUAUCCCCGUAAGAAUGUGGCCUUCCAGCAAGCGGCCGAAAGCAGCACCCUGAAGCACUUCCAGACGCUGACCGCGUUGAGGAAACAUCGAACCUUCGCCUAUGGUGACUACUUGCAUCGGACUGUCGGAACGAGCGUUUAUGCCAUGCUUCGGGAACUUCGUGGAGAGGAUUCGUUCCUUACGGUACUGAACAUGGCCGGGUCCGAUUAUCAGGUCGAUUUGGGAGAUUUCACCAAUUUGCCGCAAAUGCUCAAGGUUGAGGUGGCGCAACCAUCUUCGAAACUUAAGGCUGGGGACACCGUUGAUAUUUCCAAGGUUAAUUUGGGUCCUUACGAUUCCGUGGUUUUGCGAGCUGUAAACUCUGCUGCAAGUGUUCGGUUGUCUUUGAUUACCUUGGUUCUUCUUGUAAUUAAAUAUAUUUUUGUUUGA
Uranotaenia lowii is the source of this 1750-nucleotide messenger RNA. Its product is annotated as alpha-glucosidase-like. The record is from RefSeq and is a predicted model, not a curated record. NCBI's taxonomy places the organism in Eukaryota, Metazoa, Arthropoda, Insecta, Diptera, Culicidae. The transcript is spliced from 3 exons. Gene Ontology annotation, biological process: carbohydrate metabolic process. Bases 356 to 1750 code for a protein of 464 amino acids.